This is a messenger RNA of Annulohypoxylon maeteangense, 810 nucleotides long. RefSeq lists its product as uncharacterized. NCBI's taxonomy places the organism in Eukaryota, Fungi, Ascomycota, Sordariomycetes, Xylariales, Hypoxylaceae. Gene Ontology annotation, molecular function: zinc ion binding; ubiquitin protein ligase activity; ubiquitin conjugating enzyme binding. The record is from RefSeq and is a predicted model, not a curated record. Gene Ontology annotation, biological process: protein polyubiquitination; positive regulation of proteasomal ubiquitin-dependent protein catabolic process; ubiquitin-dependent protein catabolic process. Gene Ontology annotation, cellular component: cytoplasm; ubiquitin ligase complex. Bases 1 to 810 code for a protein of 269 amino acids. The transcript is spliced from 2 exons.
AUGGCCUCUAUUCAGACUUCGGAAUGCUCUGUAUGCUAUGAGACUAAGCCGCUAACCGAAUUCCGACGAAAUCCAUUAACAAGGGAUUGUAGUCAUGCUUCAACUUUAUGCCUCGGAUGCGUUUCAUUAUCUAUCAACUCUCAGAUCAGAGAUAAUGUUAUAGAAAAGAUUAGUUGCCCCGAGUGCAGAGAGGAAUUGGGAUUCGCCGAGAUCCAAAAGUUCGCUGAUAAGGAGUUAUUCUCUCGAUAUCAUAAACGUGAAAUCGAUAGCCUCGUAUCCAAGGCAGAAAACUUCAUAUGGUGUCCACUCGGAUGUGAAUCGGGGCUGAUUCAUUAUGCGGGAAAUAAACAACCGAUUGUAUAUUGCCCCAGGGACAACCGUCAAUUUUGCUUCCGUCAUCGGAUACCCUGGCAUAGUGAACAUACAUGCGAUGAGUACGACGCAUUCCUUGAUGAUCCCGAACACUUCCGUAGCCAAGUUCAGAUACAAAGAGAAGUCUACCGAGUUCAAGAACUUGAUAGAAAGAGAUCCCGUCAAGAAUACGAGGAAGCCGAAGAAUUCUGGAGAUGGCUACAAGAGGAAGAGGCUGCCAAGGCUAGUCAAAGAGCUCACAACAUACGCAUAGAGCAGGAACGCAGGCGGGCAGAAGAGAGGGUUCGACUAGAGGAAGAGCAAAGAAAAGCCCAGGAGGCUUUACAACACCAGGCGCGGUUAAGGAAGGAAGAGAUCGAAUCGAACCAGACCGUCCAUCGAGUUACGAGGCGUUGUCCAAAAUGUAGAGUCCCCAUCCAAAAGAACGGGGGCUGGUGA